GGUAUAGAAUACGUAUAUUCCUCUGGGGGGAGAGAGAAGAGUAUUUCAGAAGCUCACUGGUGCUCUGAUUUUGAUGCAGGAGAUAGAUAGAGAGAGAGAGAGAGAGAGAGAGAGUGAGGAGUACUACACAAGUUUCACACACACACAUACACCUUGUGAAACCUAUAUUUUUUUUACUGCAUUUGGGGGUCUCCUCAGCAUCACUGUGAAGUUUUCAGAGGAGAAACCCAGGUGGGUUUCCAUCUUCUUCAUGAUUCUCUGCUCCUCAUUCCCUUAUCUCAGUGAUUCCACUGAACCUCAUGAUGGAUUCAUACAUUUUUUUUUGUUGGGUAUAGAUUUUUCUGGUUUUUGGCUUUUGGGUUGAUGGUGAUGAGCAAGAAAGAUUAAGUUUGAUCCUUUUUCUUUGAUGUGUGUUGAUCAUCUUGGUAGGAGUUGUUUUCUUUGUUUUGGGAGCAUUUUCUGUUCAUUCAUGGAGUUUCAUCAUCUGGGUAUCUCAUUUUUAGUGCUUUCUUGUCCAUCAAUGAAUAUUUGGAGGUGGGUUUCGUUAUCUUUUGAGUGUUCAUGUUAAUUUUUUCUUCUGAUGAUUUUUUUUUUCUUUCUCAUUUUUCUUGGGAUGGUGUGUGGUGAUGUGAUCGAGGGUUUUCUUACAUGGGGUAUGGAAUGUACUUGGCGCCUGUUUGGUUGCUGGGAAAACUGGAAAAAAAGGGAGGGCUAUCGGAGUGUUAUAUUUUCUGUUGCUUUGAUUUUUGAUAAAGGGUAACAGUAACACAAACGAAUAAAGGCAAGUGCUUGUGUUUGGAGUUUCCAGAUUCAAAAUUUUGCUUUCCUUCCUUUUUCCUACGUUUUCUCAGCAGCCAAACAGGCGGUGACAAAUGGUCCUUAUUGAUCUUUAUCUGCAUUUGAAGGAUGCUUUGUACUGAAUGUCUCUGCCCUUAUUAGACCCCUUUCAAUCACGGAUGAUGUAUUUCUUUUGAUCUUCUAUACAUGCAAGCUCAUUCAUCUUUUUCUAAAACUACUGUUUAGCAGUGGGUUUUAUUUCUUAAGCUCAUGGAUUGAUGGUGUUUUCUUUACCAUUUCAUUUGGAUCACAAUUAUUUUCCAUUUGAUUUUUUUUUUCCUUUUAUAAAUCAAUGAAUCUGUUAAUUUUAAUACAGAUAAGGGAGGUUUUGAGAUAAUGCUGAGGAAGAGGAGCAGAUCAUUUCAGAAAGAUCAACACAUGGGUCAUCCAACAAUGGCUGAUGCUGUUUCUGAGCUCUAUUUUCAGUCUGAUGUUAUGGGGCAGAAACACAAAAGCAACUCCUUUUUCAGUGUCCCUGGCCUGUUUGUAGGAUUGAAUUAUAAGGGUUUAUCAGAUUCUGAUUCAGUUAGAAGCCCUACCUCUCCUCUAGAUUUUAGAGUAUUUUCAAAUCUAGGCAGCCCAUUUAGGUCCCCAAGAUCAUCCCAAGAUGGGCAGCACAAGAGCUGGGAUUGCAGUAAAGUAGGUUUAAGCAUCAUAGAUUCUCUUGAUGAUGGUGGGAAACUAUCCGGUAAAGUUCUCCGAUCAUCGGAGAGUAAGACUAUUCUUUUUGGACCUCAGAUGAGGAUUAAAACCCCUAAUUCUCCAACCCAUAUCAAUUUUUUUGAUGGUUCAAAGUCUCUGCCUAAAAACUAUGCAAGUUUUCCUCAUACCCAGAUCAAAUCUCGACCCCAGAAGCGGGAUUCUGAUGUUGUGUUUGAAAUUGAAGAGACCCCAUUAGAACCCGAGGCAUUUGGAAGGAUUCGAUCUUGUUCGUUGGAUUCCAGCAGGUCAUUCUCGUCCCUAACUAAUUUAACCAAGCGCCAGUCCAAUUUGAGUUCUGGGAAUUUAUGCCCAGGAAAUAUGACUACCCAAGUUAGUUCACCUCCUCAAAUGCUUGGAGGAAACCCAAAUCCGGACAAUUUUUUGCCUAUGAAACUGAAUUCGAUUCCAGCAUCGGUUGGCUCUGGCCAAGGAUUGAUCGGAUCUCUCUCAGCAAGUGAAAUUGAGCUUUCUGAGGAUUAUACAUGUGUGAUUUCUCAUGGUCCAAACCCCAAAACAACUCAUAUUUAUGGUGACUGCAUUUUGGAAUGUCACUCUAAUGACUUAGCCAAUCUUAAUAAGAAUGAAGAACAUAAGAUAGGUUCUCCCCUGAUAGUCGAAUGCUCGGAUAAUUCUACCCCAUAUCCUUCUAAUGACUUCUUGAGCAUCUGUUACUCUUGCAAGAAGAAAUUGGAAGAGGGAAAAGAUAUCUACAUGUACAGGGGUGAGAAAGCAUUUUGCAGUUUGAAUUGCCGCUCACAGGAGAUUUUGAUUGAUGAGGAAAUGGAGAAGACAACCGAUGAUUCAUCUGAGAAGUCUCCUGUGUCAAAAUGUGGCGAGGAUCUUUUUGAAACCGGCAUGUUGGCAUGCUGAUCACUUCAUAAAAAGGCGCAUUGGUUGCUUCAUGCCAUAGCCACCAUGCCCAUGAUUGAUGAAACAAAUGGGUCGGAAAGGUAGCCGGCUGCCUGUGAUCAUCUGUUUACUAAGAGCUGUUUAUGUGCAUCUUUCAGCAGCCAUGGAUGAUCCUUCUAUGUAAAUUGUUUGGUUUGCCUAUUCUGUUUCAGCUUUCAUGGUCUUGGUGGGUAAUGGUCACAAACAGCUAUUUUUGCUUUCUAUAUAAUUCCCAACAUAUGGAUGGAUAUAUAUAUAUAUAAAUAUAUAUAAUCUCAGACCCUUAAUUUCCCUUAUGAUUCUGUUAAAAGGGUGGAAGCCGAAGUUUUCAGGCUCCCCAUUUUUCCCCCUUUAUCUUCUGAUGCCUAUCUUUGCAAGAGUUGAUGUAUAAGCCUCCAAACUCAAUGAGUUUUCUUUUAAUGAAUUAAAAUUUUACUUCUCUAUAUACAA
Messenger RNA from Vitis riparia (riverbank grape), 2877 nucleotides. RefSeq names its product FCS-Like Zinc finger 8. The record is from RefSeq and is a predicted model, not a curated record. The transcript has 2 exons. Lineage: Eukaryota; Viridiplantae; Streptophyta; Magnoliopsida; Vitales; Vitaceae. Bases 1174 to 2409 code for a protein of 411 amino acids.